CGUUCCGAUAUGGACAGCAAUACACUGCGAUAGUACUGUUACAAAUUUAUGACGUCACUAAUUUUGACGUUACUUCCUGUUGCGACUGCUUCAGCCGGCGAGGUAAAGCACUCGCAGUACGGACUAGUGAUCAAGAUGGCCACCUCCACUGAGAUAACCUUAAUUGACGCGGAAAGUAAUGAAUCUUAUAUGGUCACUAUUACUUUAGAAGACGCAGAACGGGCCCGAAAUGAUAUACAAUUCGCAACAAAUUUACUAGAAAAAGCAAAACGUAAUUGUAUAUCCAACAAAGAAAUCAGAAUUGGAACUACUGAUACGACGGCAGUUUGUGAAAACUCAAUAUCUGACAACAAUGAAAAUAACAAAGAGAAUGAGGAUACUAAAUGUAAAGGUCAGCAUAAUUGGACAAAAGAGGAGACAAUGCUGUUGAUAGAUAUAUAUACAUGUAAAGAAAAAGAUUUCCACAGUAGAAAAAGCACAGUGAAACAUUGUUGGGAGACCGUUUCCAAAGAAUUAAAAAAAAUGGGGUAUGAUAUAAGUGCGCAGAAGUGUUGUAUAAAAGAACAUAUAAAGUUAUAAAAGACCAUAACAAUAAAUCG
Molecule: messenger RNA, 599 nt
Organism: Formica exsecta
Lineage: Eukaryota; Metazoa; Arthropoda; Insecta; Hymenoptera; Formicidae
Exons: 4
Coding region: 49-579 (176 amino acids)
Source: RefSeq, a predicted model, not a curated record